GUUUGUUAUUCUUAUUUUCUCCAUUGCUUAUUAACAUCAGGGAAUAAAAUUUUUGUUUUCUAGUCUGGUUGUAUUUUAAUAAAUUUUAAAUAAAAAUUAAGGAUGUCGCGAUUUGUUGAGUCAAAGGAGAGUGAUGAUGAGUUUCACGAUGCAUUAGCUGAGGUGCAUCUCCAUGACGAAACAAAUUUGUCCUCUGGUACCACGUCAGAGGGAAGCAACAACACUGCCCGUAAUUCGUCACACCUUAAAACAAAUGAAGAAAUCAUUGAGGAAAUUACACGCCAAGAGGAGGAUUUCAAACUACCCGAUGAAUGUGAGGAAAAUGAUGAUGAGAACACUGAACAGGAUAAAGAUGUGUCGAACGAACUAUCUAAGCUGUUCACCGACGAUGUCGAUGUUGAAGUGUUGCGCGAACAAGAAAAGAAAUUAAGUCCUGAACAGCUUCAACAAAAUAAAGAGGAAUCCGAUCGCAUGAAAUUAAAAGCCAAUGAACUAUUCAAAACAGAUGAGGCACUGUCUGCAAUCGAGAUUUAUACCAACGCUCUUCACAUAUGUCCCACCACUUACACUAAAGAGCGUGCUAUUUUGUAUGGUAAUCGCGCUGCAGCUAAAAUUAAACUGGAUUCUAAGAAAUCAGCAUUAGACGACUGUACAAAAGCAAUUGAAUUAUGGCCAGAUUACGUGCGUGCAAUAAUAAGACGAGCAAAACUUUGUGAAAGCGAAGAUCGUUUGGAAGACGCAUUGGCAGAUUAUCAAAGAGUUUGUGAACUUGAGCCAAGUCACAAAGAAGCAAGGGAAGCUGUCUCACGAUUACCAGAGCAAAUCAACGAACGUAAUGAGCGUUUGAAAACUGAAAUGCUUUCCAAAUUAAAAGAUCUUGGCAAUAUGUUCCUUAAACCAUUUGGCCUCUCUACAAAUAAUUUCCAAAUGCAACAAGAUCCCACAACAGGAUCUUAUUCUGUAAAUUUUCAACAAAAUCCGAGAUAGUUCACAUUUACGCCUUAAGCGUAAUCUAAAUACACAAUAGUUUUUGUGUUCGAAAUAAAUUUAAAUAUGUAUAUUUUGUAAAGUGUAAUAUUAGGAACAAAUCCCCUUAAAUAAAAUUUAAUCAAGGUGUAGUUUAAAA
Ceratitis capitata (Mediterranean fruit fly) is the source of this 1126-nucleotide messenger RNA. RefSeq names its product tetratricopeptide repeat protein 1 (gene Ttc1). The record is from RefSeq and is a predicted model, not a curated record. Lineage: Eukaryota; Metazoa; Arthropoda; Insecta; Diptera; Tephritidae. The transcript is spliced from 2 exons. The coding region runs from base 103 to 987 and encodes 294 amino acids. Gene Ontology annotation, molecular function: protein binding.